Molecule: messenger RNA, 285 nt
Organism: Lichtheimia ornata
Lineage: Eukaryota; Fungi; Mucoromycota; Mucoromycetes; Mucorales; Lichtheimiaceae
Exons: 3
Coding region: 1-285 (94 amino acids)
Source: RefSeq, a predicted model, not a curated record
AUGUCCAUCACUCCUUUGGAGGAACGCGUAAAAUCCACCUGGAAUGUGGUGUCCAAGUUAGUUGCGCAACGAGACAUGGAUUCAGCGCAGGAUUACCUGCAUGAUCUUAAGGAUGCACGUUUUUGGCGAGCAAGAAAGGAGAUUCUUCGUUGCUUUGACAACGUAUUAAACAUAAUUGAAAACCGGAAGGAUGUUUUGCGUGGACAUGGAAGCGAGUACGAUUUCCUGUUCAAGAUCUGGUCUCCUUGCUCGAAUCAUUAUUUGCCGGAACAAUCAUCCGUUUAG